UGCAAAACGCAACUCCUCUGCUUAUCUCUUUCCCCCUGUCGCUCUCUCUCUCUCUCUCUCUCUCUCUCUCUCUCUCUCUCUCGUUUGUGUUCACUUUCACAUGUUUGAGUCGGAGGAUAGCAGUCUGUUUCCUGACACGCAGAGACUUCUCUCCAAGACGCAACUCCGCCAGCAACACCUAAAGACUCUCGGGAAGACGGGAUGGACAGAUGUCUUCACGUCCCUCAGAGACGGAGAUGAGACAGGCUCGGAUCUGAAACGACACUUAGACCUGGAAUAAAUCACACGUACAGUAACACACACCUGAGGAUCUGGACGGACUCCUCGGAGAGGAUGGCACACACAGACGAGGACCUGAUCGGAAUCCCCUUCCCGAACCACAGCAAUGAUGUCCUGUGCAGUCUUAAUGAGCAGCGGCGGGAUGGGCUGCUUUGCGACGUCAUCCUAGUGGUCCGGGACCAGGAGUACCGCACCCAUCGCUCCGUCCUGGCCGCCUGCAGCCAGUACUUCAAAAAGCUCUUCACAGUGGCCACCGGCUCCAGCCAGGACUCCAACCAGCACGCCAUCUACGAGCUGGACUUCGUGGCGCCGGAAUCGCUGACAGCCAUUCUGGAGUUCGCGUACACGUCGACGCUGACGGUGACCGCAUCCAACGUCAAGGAGAUCCUGAGCGCCGCCAGGCUCCUGGAAAUUCCCUGCAUUAUAAACGUGUGUCUGGAAAUCAUGGACACAGGAGGAGGUGGAGAACGCGGAGGAGGUGAAGGACCUCUGGAAGGAGAGGAGUUUGAGGGGGAUGACGAGGAUGAAGAGGACGAGGAGGAUGAGGAGGAAAUGGAAGAGGAGGUCGACUCCAAAGAUGGAGAAUUUGAGGACAACAAUAGCGAGAAAUCCACUCAAGGGGCUGAAAACCAAGAGGAACCAAAAGUUUGGGAGGACGGGAGGACGGACAGCCCACCAUGCAGCUCCCAACAAGGGGCGCCGAACCCAGACCGGGAUGGCCAAGAAACCCAAAGACGACAAUCGGACACUCCAGAAGCCCAGAAACCCAGAGGGCAGGAGGGAUUGGAGGGCCGGGCACUGAAAGACUUCUCGAUAGAGUCCUUACUUCAAGAGGGACUCUAUCCGAAAGUGCCAGGCCUGGAAAGAGGCGCAAGAUUCUCGCCCCUUCUCCCAGGCUUCUAUCCUCCCAUAUGGGCAGCAGAAUUCCCAGGCUACUCUCAGAUUCUGGAGCCACGACAUCCUUCCCACCCUUUUCCCAAUGCUUCGUUGGAAAACGGCCCUUUGGACCUUGCGGUCAAGAAAGAAAUCAUCAAAGAAGAGCUGAAGGAUGAGCCUUCAAACCCUGUCCUCCACAGAGACUUCCUCAAAGACUUUAUGAGUCCAGGGUUGGGAAUAACUUCCGACCCCACCCUCGGAACAAUCAAAGAGGGAGCGGACCUGAGGUCCUACCUGAGUUUUCUUUCUGCCUCCCAUCUCGGGACGCUGUUUCCUCCGUGGCAGCUGGAGGAGGAGAGGAAGAUGAAGCCCAAGGCGUCACAGCAGUGCCCCAUCUGCAACAAGGUGAUUCAGGGAGCGGGAAAGCUGCCACGGCACAUGCGAACACACACCGGAGAGAAGCCCUACAUGUGCACCAUCUGUGAGGUCCGCUUCACCAGGCAGGACAAACUGAAGAUUCACAUGCGCAAGCACACCGGCGAGAGGCCGUACAUCUGCCUGCACUGCAACUCUAAGUUUGUUCACAACUACGACCUGAAGAACCACUUGCGCAUCCACACCGGCGUGCGGCCGUACCAAUGUGAGCACUGCUACAAGAGCUUCACGCGCUCCGACCACCUUCACCGGCACAUCAAGCGGCAGAGCUGCCGCGUCUCACGCCCGCGACGAGGCCGAAAACCCUCCGCCUGGAGGUCUACCAACUUCCUCUUCCCUCCAGAUCCCAACGCCCUCCAAGCAGACAGGACCAUGCGGCUUCCCGCCGCCGGCGGCACCCCCUUGCUGGCGAAACAGCAGUCUACGGGAGGAAAAACGCUGGAGGAUGCUGACGGUGACAGCCGGGAGACGGACAGAAAGCUCAUCUCAGAGGAUGGGAACAGGAAGCGGGGCGUGUUUGCUUUCACUGUGGCGAGGGAGGACAUUCUGCCACACCCGCCCUUCUAUUCAGCGACCUCUGACCCCUGGGCCAUGAGACUGGAACGAGCUCCGCCCAUUCCCGAGGCCGCAAAGUGACUUUUGUUAAUUCCAUGAAACAGCUGCUCGCUUCGGACCCCACAAAGUCUUUACGAACCGGGUUCAGACUCUGUAAUAUUAAAUGAGAAUGACAUCUUUGUUUGUCUGUUUCAUAAGUCAGCUUCCAAAUGGGAUGACAGGGAUUUUAAAUACUUUUUAAAUGACUAGAUUUGUUAAUAUCUUGGAUGUGCAUUUGUUAAAGCUGUUUUUGAUGCUUCAGCGUUUGCUAAUAAGGGUAAUGCGCUCAUAGACUGUCCAGUGCAGUACGUGAAAAUUGAAUGCAAAAAAUUUGACAAUCAGGUAUGCAGAAAGAAAAAAAAAGUCCUGCUGAAUAAGCUAGAAGCUUUGAUGUUUGCAUUGUAUUAUCUGACAGGUUUUGUAAUUGAACAGUUUUCAGUGAAGCUAAAUCCUAAACAUGGGAAAAUAACAAACAUUGUAAUGCACUAUGCAAAAUACAAAAGCGGUUAAAGUUUUUUUAGAAUUACCACAGAAACCACAAAGACAAAAUUAAUCAGAAAAACUCUCAGGAUUAGAAAUCAUUUUUGAACAAAUGCCAAACUAACACAUGUUACACACAUAAUAAGAUGUCAAACUAUUCUGCAGUUAAACAAAAGAGAAAUCAUGCAAGUUAUUUUUUCUCAUAAUUACUUACAGGAUUGAAAUUAUUCAUACUGACCCUUGAUUAAAUCGAAUGCUGUUUAAAAUAAUAAUUUGCAUGGAUGGCUUUCAGGUUCUACGGUGAAAUUGUUCAUUAUUGUAAGUGUUUCUGUACUGAACAUUGUAAAACAUCCAAAGAAGUGUUGUUAAAGAACAAACUUGAUAUCCAAUCUGUUUGCAAAGCAGUUUUUUCACAUAUGAAGUGUCUUGGAGGUGCUUGACAUGUACAGGAAAAUAAAGCGGGGAAAACGUCCACAACUUUGAUACUGUUCCUCAUCUGAAUGCCUCUAGUAAUUCAGCAUCGUUUAAACUGAAACGAAAAAUAUUUUCAUGCUAUUUAUGCAUAUUUAAAUAAGCCUUGGCUAUAUUUUACUAAGAUGUUUUAUAAAGACACUAACACAUUGUGUUCCGGUUUAUCUGUUUUUCAAGAGAGAAUGUGUCAAUGCAGUGUACGAUAUAUGACAUCAAAUCCUCUGAAUUCAAAACAAUACGGAAUUAAAAAUAAAAAAAGCAUUUAACUAAUAAAAAUAAAGAUUUUUAACUUCUGAGAAUGAGAAUUAAAAUCAUCUGGAAAGUUAAGUUUCUGCACUUCACACAAGACAUUUAAAAUGUUUUUAUCUUGGUGUGUAAAAUGCAAAUAUGUUUCAAUGGCCAUGUACAACGAAGGUGCUUAAAGAUGUGCGUGUGUGUAUAUAUAUAUAUAUAUAUAUAUGUAUGUAUGUAUAUAUAUGAAGCCCUUCCGUGGCGACUGGUGGGAACUUACUUGCACUAUUUGUUUGAUGAUGUUUUAAUAUUGGUUACGAUAUAUAUCUUACCUGAUAUUUCUUACAGAUUUAAAAACAUACAACAACAAAAAAUCACAGAACGUGUCUGAGAUAUGCACUUUAGUCCUCUUUUACACAUUUUCAGUGAAAGUCAUUUUUAUAAACGUGUGUGGUAUUUGUAUAUUAGAUUAAUCCCUGGUAAACGGAUUCAAAGAACUGGAAUAAAAAUACAAAGCUUUUUUCAAGAA
Cyprinus carpio (common carp) is the source of this 3895-nucleotide messenger RNA. Its product is annotated as zinc finger and BTB domain-containing protein 7C-like. Gene Ontology annotation, molecular function: RNA polymerase II cis-regulatory region sequence-specific DNA binding; DNA-binding transcription factor activity, RNA polymerase II-specific; protein binding. The record is from RefSeq and is a predicted model, not a curated record. Gene Ontology annotation, biological process: regulation of transcription by RNA polymerase II. Lineage: Eukaryota; Metazoa; Chordata; Actinopteri; Cypriniformes; Cyprinidae.